This is a messenger RNA of Carassius auratus (goldfish), 2016 nucleotides long. RefSeq names its product glutamate-rich 2 (gene erich2). Bases 712 to 1728 code for a protein of 338 amino acids. The transcript is spliced from 11 exons. NCBI's taxonomy places the organism in Eukaryota, Metazoa, Chordata, Actinopteri, Cypriniformes, Cyprinidae. The record is from RefSeq and is a predicted model, not a curated record.
UGUUUGAUGUCAACACGCUUAAAAGAUGUGGUUAGGCCAAGUCUUUCUUUUUUCUGACUUUCUGAAAUGUUCAAAAGCGUUUUAACGUCAGGACUUUAAGGUAAGUGUCUUUACAGAAAACUUUUGACCUUAGGAAAUUCUGAAGUAAUAAUGUUGACCCUAUGCAAUAUGGGUUAGGGUUAAGAGGAACAUAAGCAAAUACGUUGCCAUUUACCUUAGUUUUCUAAAAUACAUUAGGCUACUAAUAGGCUAUAUCAAGUGCAUAGCCUAGUAUUUUUUUUUUUUUACAUUUUAGUCGUUUUUUGAUAACGUGAAAGUUAAAAUAGUCGUGAACCAAAGAAAAGCAUUUUGUGCACUGUUUAUUAUUUAGAAGAGUAUUUGUGUAUACAGCCUAUUAUUGUUGUUGCUAUUAUUAUUAUUUUUAUUUUUUUUAAUACAGUAAUUUUAUGCUGUAGCAUAUUGUGGAAUACAAAUAUACUGUGUUUGUAUUUUGUUCGGGACUGGGGCCAGUUUUGCAUGUUUAAAGCGUUACGUCAGACGUUCGUUCCGCGAGGAGCACGUUGCGCUCGGAUUAUUUAGAGGUGACGCCUCCAGUUGCUAUGGAAACAGGACGCUUUUUCCGCUCCAACCUUCCAGUGUCUUCUCAAACUGCGACGAGGCUUAGAAAGUCAAAGAAACUUCAUAAAAGUGUUACUGUAGGUUUAACAUUCUAUGACAGACAGUAGAAGAAAAAAAUACCGCUUUAUAUCUCAAAUACAGUCGAUAGGUCUUUAUAUAGAGAGAGUUAGACACUUCGCACAGAUGAACAGUUUACAGUGUGUUGGAAGGCCCUCAGAAGUCUCAUCCAAAGUCAAUGAAAAGGAGGUUGCACCCUUAAAACCAGAGGUUGGCAGCUCAACAGAUCCAGUGGCAAAAGAAUCAGUGGAAUGGAAACCAAAGCAACACAAACCAAAACUUAGUGGAAAGACAGAAGGACAGGGACCAUCUGUAAACUCUGAGACAACAAAUAUUAAACUCAAAGCUCCAUGUUCCACAAGGCAAAUGAAAGUAAAACCUGGUGAAAAGACAGAGGGUCAGGAUCCUUCUGUAAAGACAGAGGUCAAUCCUUCCUUGAACUCUGAAACAUCAGAUACCACACUCAAAGUAUACACUUCAAAAAGCAGCAGAGGGUAUAAUGCCUCUAAAGCACCGUCCUUCAGAAAUGUAACCAGGCAUGGACAUAAACUACCUAAACAGGCUCCCCCUAUUAUGACAGCAUUAGAAAAAAAAGAGGAAUGUGAUGUCCAGUCAGAAAGUGUUCAUGAACUACAUAUCCAGGCCCCUCAAGUAGUGCCCUCUGCAAAUGACCAGGAUCCUCAUGAGGCACAGAGUGAAGAGGAUGGAAAUGAGAGCGCUGAAGGACACGUGCCGCUAGAACUGUUUGCAGAGUUUCUACAGGCCAUGAUGACAAGGAAUUACCAACUUGCCAAGAAACUCUGUCAGAUGAUUUUAAUUUAUGAGCCUCAGAACUCAGAGGCUAAGAGCUUCCUGCCUCUCAUAGAAGAAAAAUUAAUGAUAGAAGCAGAUGAGGAAUCAGAUGAUGAUGAUGAUGAUGAUGAAUCUGAUGAUGAUGAAUCUGAUGAAUCAGACACAUCUGAUGAUGAUGAUGAUGAUGAAGAUGAUGAUGAUGAGUCCUCAGAUGAAGAGUCCACUGACGGCACAGAUGAUACAUUAUCAUCUUCAUCAUAAACAACAAAUAAACAAACAAACAGUCUUGUAGAUGUAGUGGUCCUAAUCACGUACAGUAUUGAUUUUGUUUUAAUACAGCUAAUGCUCAUAAACAAUGUGUGUCAUAUUUAGCAUCUCUUGCAUGAUCAGUUAUGUCUAAUACUGACUGGACUUGAAAUUGUAUUCUGCGUGAACUGUAAUCUAUAUGUUUUAAGAUAAUAAAGUAGCUAUUUCCUACUUGAUUUUAUCGGUUUAAUUGUUCAGAAAAGUGCAAGACAUUAUAGCGCCAUCUAAUGGAGGGGAAAAACA